AUGAAAACUGCACCAACUGAGUUCAUUCUUCUUUAUGAAAAAUUUCUUGUUGCCUUACAAGAACGCUGUACUGAUUAUCAUCUGAUUAAAAAAUAUCGAGCAAGUCUACCACAAUAUCUCGUUAAUAUCAUUAAAUACCGACGUAAAAUGCUAAAUCUUUAUCGAUUGACUAACGCGAAUGACCAUCGUCUUUCGCUUGCUUCUCUAAAUCGAUACAUUCAAUAUGAAUUAAGAGCAGUUAAGAAAGCUCAAUGGCAAGAAUUUUGUAUCAAUCUCGAACCAAAAAAUACUCAACGAUUUUGGCGACACACUCGCACUCUUUUUAACAAACAAAUCCCUAGAAUUCAAGGAUUUGUCAAUGAUGAACAUGAUUCCAUAUUGACUGAAACUAAUGCUAUGAUUCAACAUGCUUUCAACUACUAUUCCACAUUAUUCACAGAAAUUGAAACACCUCACCAAAAUCACAGUGUUAAUGAAUUUAAAGCAUCAUUAUCACAAAACCUCCUCGAACUUCCAUCUAAGCCGUUCUUAUUUUGUAUUGGCGACUUAAUUCAAUCAAUUCGUCGUCUUAAAACAAAGACAUCAAGUGGACAUGAGAAAGUCUCCAACAAAUUGUUAAAGUCAAUCCCGAUAUCUCAUUAUGGUUUUAUUCUUCAAAUUUUUAAUCAGCUGCUUAUCCAUAAUGAAUAUCCUCAACAUUGGAAAUUAUCAAAGAUGAUUCUAUUACCCAAAGAUAAAUCAACUAUUCUAAACAUCAACAGAACGCGACCUAUCUCACUCUUACCAUGUUUAAGUAAGGUAUACGAAAGAUGUUUUCUUGUCUAUCUUCUUCAGUGGAUAAACAAUACCGGUAUUCUUCCAUCGGAGCAAUCCGGAUUUCGACAACAUCAUUCUACCACCACCAGAUUUAUACAAUUUCUACAGGACAUUACUACAGGUCUAGUACAACACACAGCAACUCUUGUAAUUUAUGUAGAUUUCACGAAAGCCUUUGAUCAAAUUUGGCAUGAUGGAUUAAUCUAUAAAUUGUACAACAUGAAUUGUUCACGAGAGAUAAUCGAUUUUAUCAUAGAAUAUUUGAAGAAUCGUAAAUGUUAUAUUGAACUAAACAAUCUUACUUCCAACAUCUUCAACAUUGAGAAGGGAGUUCCACAAGGUUCAUGUCUCGGUCCAAUUCUUUUUCUUUUAUUUCACUGCACACUAGUUCAAGAAGUCCCAUCAGCCAGUCAUCAACAUCUGUAUGCCGACGAUCUAGCUCUUAUAAUAACAGCCUCUCCAUGGUGGACUAGAGGUGAGUUUGUGAAACAUAUGCAACAUUUAGGUCAACGAACUUUGAACGAGCUCCAAACCUAUGCCAAUACGUGGGAACAACCAAUUAAUUGUGAAAAAACAGAAUAG
This is a messenger RNA of Rotaria sp. Silwood2, 1398 nucleotides long. The record is from the annotation of a GenBank genome assembly. NCBI's taxonomy places the organism in Eukaryota, Metazoa, Rotifera, Eurotatoria, Philodinida, Philodinidae.